UCUAUUGUCCAGUAUUUAAGGAAGCCUUAGUUAUAUAGGCCAUGGCCACUGCUCUAAGUGAAACGCUUCGUUUUCUCGUAACGACCCUUGGUUACUUCUUUGGCUUUCGCUAUCAUCAUCAGACCAGACGCAAAGUCCUUCCUGAAAACUACUACUACAACAACAUGCCCAAGAAGGGUCGACCUCUUUCUUUGCAGACUGUGGAGCUCAAAGUCAGGAUGUGCUGCAGUGGCUGUGAGCGAGUUGUGAAAAACGCCGUAUACAAACUCAGAGGGGUCGACUCUGUGGAGGUCAACCUUGAGAUGGAGAAGGUGACGGUGGUGGGGUACGUGGAUCGGAACAAGGUGCUCAAGACGGUGAGGAGAGCCGGGAAAAAGGCUGAGUUUUGGCCCUACCCAAACCCGCCGCUCUACUUCACCACUGCCACGGAGUACUUCAAGGACACCACCAAUGAGUUCAAGGGGAGUUACAACUACUACCGCCACGGCUACAAUGUCGGCGACAGGCAUGGCAACAUCCCUGUAACCCACCGCGGCGACGACCGAGUCAGCAACAUGUUCAACGACGACAACGUGAAUGCCUGCUGUGUCAUGUAAUAUCUGCCUAUGCAUAUGACCAUUCAAAUAUUUGCUUUAUAUAUAUAGUAUUUGUAUUACUUAAAUAUGUACUGUUCACAAAAGAGAAUAUGCAAUGAAUGUAAAUAAAUUAGCUAUACAUAUAUGUACGUGUUCUAAAACAAGUGCAUAAAGAAGAAAUCUUGUGUCACA
Punica granatum (pomegranate) is the source of this 767-nucleotide messenger RNA. Lineage: Eukaryota; Viridiplantae; Streptophyta; Magnoliopsida; Myrtales; Lythraceae. The record is from RefSeq and is a predicted model, not a curated record.